AUGGAGUGUGUGUUUGGAUUAGUGGGCAAAGAUUUCGCAAUAGUGGUGGCGGACUCAUCGGCGGUGCAUAGUAUCCUCGUACACAAGACCAAUGAGGAUAAGAUAAUGCUCCUUGACUCCCACAAGCUCAUGGGCGCAUCCGGUGAAACCGGUGACCGGGCUCAGUUUACAGAGUACAUACAGAAGAAUGUGGCUUUGUACCAAUUUCGUAAUGGCAUCCCUUUGACAACUGCUGCUACCGCAAACUUUACUCGAGGCGAGCUCGCCACGGCUUUGCGGAAGAAUCCAUAUAUGGUGAAUAUCAUUCUAGCUGGCUACGACAAGGAGGGCCCUUCCCUCUACUUUGUAGACUAUAUCGCUUCCCUGCACAAGCUUGAUAAGGCUGCAUUUGGUUAUGGUUCAUAUUUCGCCCUCUCCAUGAUGGAUAGGCACUACCAUAGAGACAUGACAGUGGAAGAAGCUGUUAAUCUAGUCGAUAAGGUCAUAAUGGAAAUACGAUCAAGGCUGGUUGUGGCCCCACCCAACUUUGUAAUAAAAAUUGUUGACAAGGACGGGGCGCGGGAAUAUGCUUGGCGUGAAUCUAUCAAGGAUGCUCCAGUUAUUGCAUCUUGA
Fraxinus pennsylvanica is the source of this 612-nucleotide messenger RNA. Lineage: Eukaryota; Viridiplantae; Streptophyta; Magnoliopsida; Lamiales; Oleaceae. The record is from the annotation of a GenBank genome assembly.